Gambusia affinis (western mosquitofish) is the source of this 1311-nucleotide messenger RNA. RefSeq names its product lipoic acid synthetase (gene lias). The record is from RefSeq and is a predicted model, not a curated record. Lineage: Eukaryota; Metazoa; Chordata; Actinopteri; Cyprinodontiformes; Poeciliidae. Gene Ontology annotation, cellular component: mitochondrion. Gene Ontology annotation, molecular function: 4 iron, 4 sulfur cluster binding; lipoate synthase activity. The transcript has 11 exons. Bases 49 to 1227 code for a protein of 392 amino acids. Gene Ontology annotation, biological process: lipoate biosynthetic process.
GAAGCAGCUGCUUGUCGAGGUUGGAUCGUUUCUAGGGAUUUUACUGUCAUGGCGUUAUUAAAACAGAGUUGCUGUGUGACGCGUCGCUUUUCCACAAACUACUUAAGGUUAAGUCCCAGAUCGAUCUUACACGUGUACACAAGCUGUCUGAACACUUCACCCAAGUCCUCUGCAGACACAGAGGACAGGAAGAAAGAUAUUCAGAGCCAGGACGGCCCCGGGCUGCAGGACUUUAUAUCUGGGGAACUCUCUGAGAAAAGCAAGUGGGCAGAGUACAGAGGCAACCUGAAGAGACAGAAGGGGGAGAGGCUGAGGCUUCCUCCAUGGCUGAAGACAGAGAUCCCUAUUGGAAAGAACUACAACAGGCUGAAGAACACACUGAGAGAUCUCAACCUGCACACGGUAUGUGAGGAGGCCAGGUGUCCAAACAUUGGAGAAUGUUGGGGUGGAGGAGAAUAUGCCACCGCUACCGCCACCAUCAUGCUAAUGGGAGACACAUGCACCCGAGGGUGCAGGUUCUGCUCAGUGAAGACGGCCCGUCAGCCGCCUCCUCUGGACCCAGAUGAGCCUUACAACACAGCCAAGGCCAUCGCAGCCUGGGGGCUGGACUAUGUGGUUCUGACAUCUGUUGACAGAGAUGAUAUCGCUGAUGGAGGAGCAGAACACUUUGCUAAAACAGUUAUUAGCCUGAAGGGGAGAAACCCUCACAUCCUGGUCGAAUGCCUGACCCCUGAUUUCCGUGGCGACCUGUCAGCGGUGGAGAAGAUUGCCCUGUCAGGGCUAGACGUUUACGCUCACAAUGUGGAGACGGUGCGAGAGCUGCAACGGUAUGUUCGGGACCCCAGAGCGAACUUCGACCAAUCCCUGACUGUCCUGAAACACGCCAAGCAGGUCAAACCCGGCGUCCUCACUAAGACCUCUAUCAUGCUGGGACUGGGCGAGAGCGACCAGCAGAUAGUCAACACUCUGACCGAGCUGAGAGAGGCAGGAGUGGACUGUCUAACCCUCGGUCAGUACAUGCAGCCCACAAAGCGCCACCUAAAGGUGGAGGAAUACAUCCCCCCUGAAAAGUUUGCUUACUGGGAGAAAGUCGGGAACGAGAUGGGGUUUGUGUACACAGCCAGCGGACCACUGGUUCGAUCCUCCUACAAAGCAGGUGAAUUCUUCUUGAAGAAUCUGCUGAAGAACAGAAAAGCAGAAAUCACAACAGAACAAGAAGCUUCUUGAAGUAGCUCAUGCUUUUUUUUUUUUUUCCUCUCCUAAUGGCACUAACAGUCUGUAACAGAUCAGAAUGAUCCAUUGUUUUCAGCA